UCGUUGAUUAAUUCAUUACCAUGUUUGAAAACCCAGAAUCUAAAUUAGUUGGAAAACGAGAGAAGAAUGGGAGAAUGGAGCAGCAGGGUUAUCCCUAUAGUGAGAGGCCUCUGUUUGCUUUAUGUUACCCACAAAUAUCUCGGCACUACCGUUGUUACUUAUGGUCCUAGCAUGCUUCCAACCUUGGGCAUAACAGGCAAUGUGUUGUUGAUGGAGCGCAUUUCGACCCGAACUGGAAAACUUCGACCUGGUGACGUGGUCUUCUUUCGGUCGCCUGAGAAUCCUAGGAGGGUUGUCUGCAAACGGCUGGUGGGAAUGGAAGGUGAUCAAGUCACCUACGUCGUCGACCCCAAAAACAGUGAUAAAUGCAAUACUAUUGUGGUUCAAAAAGGGCAUGUUUGGGUAGAAGGAGAUAACAUAUAUAACACAAAGGAUUCGAGGAAUUUCGGAGCUGUUCCUUAUGGUCUUGUGGAAGGCAAAGCUUUUUGGACGUUAUUGCCUCGUAAAGAUUUCGGAUCCUUGGCACCUAAACCCAAGUAGUCAUUAUUGGAGAUGGAGAGGACUUCUGUGCACAAGACAUGUUUGUCAGAAUGUCUCACAGGGUUGAAGAUGUACGUUUUAAGCUACAAUCUUAAUUUCUUUGGCAGUCUUGGUCCCUGGUGAUUUUAUGAAGUGAAUGAUUUUUCCUUGUUUUGGCAAUCAAAAUGAACAGAGGAUGAGGAAAGAAGGAAAGAGAAGAAGCUGAUUGAUUUAUAAAAUCUAUAAAAGACCCUUUACUAGCUUA
Molecule: messenger RNA, 784 nt
Organism: Gossypium raimondii (Peruvian cotton)
Lineage: Eukaryota; Viridiplantae; Streptophyta; Magnoliopsida; Malvales; Malvaceae
Exons: 4
Coding region: 67-540 (157 amino acids)
Cellular component (GO): membrane; mitochondrial inner membrane peptidase complex
Molecular function (GO): serine-type endopeptidase activity
Source: RefSeq, a predicted model, not a curated record